AUGCACGUGCGCUCGCUGCGCGCCGCGGCGCCGCGCGGCUUCGUGGCGCUCUGGGCUCCGCUGUUCCUGCUGCGCUCCGCCCUGGCCGACUUCAGCCUGGACAACGAGGUGCACUCGAGCUUCAUCCACCGGCGCCUCCGCAGCCAGGAGCGGCGCGAGAUGCAGCGGGAGAUCCUCUCCAUCUUGGGCUUGCCGCACCGCCCGCGCCCCCACCUCCAGGGCAAGUACAACUCCGCGCCCAUGUUCAUGCUGGACCUGUACAACGCCAUGGCGGUCGAGGAGGGCGCGGGGCCCGACGGCCAGGGCUUCUCCUACCCCUACAAGGCGGUCUUCAGUACCCAGGGCCCCCCUCUGGCCAGCCUGCAGGACAGCCACUUCCUCACCGACGCCGACAUGGUCAUGAGCUUCGUCAACCUCG
Messenger RNA from Dipodomys ordii (Ord's kangaroo rat), 418 nucleotides. RefSeq names its product bone morphogenetic protein 7. The annotation marks the transcript as partial. The transcript has a single exon. The record is from RefSeq and is a predicted model, not a curated record. Lineage: Eukaryota; Metazoa; Chordata; Mammalia; Rodentia; Heteromyidae.